This is a messenger RNA of Eucalyptus grandis, 3285 nucleotides long. RefSeq names its product disease resistance protein RPV1-like. The coding region runs from base 1 to 3285 and encodes 1094 amino acids. NCBI's taxonomy places the organism in Eukaryota, Viridiplantae, Streptophyta, Magnoliopsida, Myrtales, Myrtaceae. Gene Ontology annotation, molecular function: ADP binding. Gene Ontology annotation, biological process: defense response; signal transduction. The record is from RefSeq and is a predicted model, not a curated record. The transcript has 5 exons.
AUGGAGAACUCAGAGGCAGGAACGAGCACUGAUGAUACGUUGGGAGGAGAGUACCAGGUGUUCUUGAGUUUUAGAGGGCUUGAUACUCGUCGUGGAUUCACUAACAGCCUCUAUCAUGCCUUGGUAGAUGCCGGGAUUCGUGUUUUCAUCGAUGACGAAGAGCUUCGAGCGGGUGAAAGAAUUAGUGACAAACUUCUGCAAGCGAUCGACUUGUGCAAGCUCUACAUACCCAUUUUCUCCAAAAAUUAUGCUUCAAGUCCCUGGUGCCUCCGCGAACUUGCGAAGAUGGUGGAGAACACCUCUAAAUCUAAAGAAGAUAGGAAGAAGGUCAUAUUGCCCAUCUUCUAUGAUGUGAAACCCGAUGACGUAAAGCUGAAAACCACGUUGUAUAGAAAUGCCAUAUUGAAUUUGAAGCAGAAGAUUGAGGAUCAGAAGAAGAAAUUUAGAUCCAAGGAUGUAGAGACAUGGCAGCAAGCUCUUAAAGAAGUUGAUGGCACCAGGGGAUGGGAGCUAGAGAAAUAUUUAGGCCAUGGGGAUCUUAUCAAGUCGGUUGUUAAGGAGGUGGUGAUCAGGCUCAUGACAAGACAAAGACAAGUGACCAAAGAUUUAGUUGGAAUGGAGGAUCGAAUAGCAGCCAUAAACAAUUUAUUAGACAUCCACUCUGGUGGUGUGCUGCUCAUUGGAAUCUACGGUAUGGGUGGUAUUGGUAAAACAACACUCGCCAAAAUUAUCUUCAAUCAACUAUGUCCUCGCUUUGGAAAAAACUGCAGCUUUAUUGAAGAUGUGAGGGAAACAGCAAAAGCCAAGGGCUCGUUGGUCAAGUUGCAAAGAAAAUUAUUGUCCGAUAUAUCCACCUCUGGAGUAGCUCCUAACAUUGAUAACAUGGAUCAGGGGAUCACUAUGAUUGGACAAACAAUUUGCAACAAGAAGAUGCUAAUUGUGUUGGAUGAUGUCGAGGACAAGCAAAUCCAAAAACUAAUUGAAGUGAACUCUUUGUAUUCUGGUACAAGGAUACUUAUUACCACUAGGGACAAAAACGUUCUAAAAAUCAGGGGAUUUAAGUGUAAAAUCUUACAUUAUGAAAUGGAGGGGUUGAGCAAAAUAGAUGCACUCCAGCUUUUUAGUAGGCAUGCCUUUCAUGACAGCUCUCCUCCUACUAAUUAUUACACUCUUUCCAAAGGCAUUGUCUCAACUACGGGUGGACUACCUUUAGCUCUUGAAGCUAUAGGUUCAUUGCUAUUUGGUCAAAAAGAGGAAACAAUAUGGGAAGAGACACUUGAGAAGCUAAGGGAAACACCUCAUAGGGAUGUGUUAGAAAAGCUAAGGAUUAGCUAUAAUGCCUUGGAGCCGGAUCAACAACACAUAUUUCUCGAUAUUGGAUGCUUUUUCAUCGGUUGGAAGAAGACUAAUCUGAUCUACCAAUGGAAAAGUUGUGGGUUUAAGGCAGAGUAUGCUAUUCAUGUCCUUAUUAACAGAGAUCUUGGAAGGGCAAUUGCUAUACAAGAGCGUACCAGGUUGUGGGAUGGAGAUGAAAUAAUUUGCGCAUUAAGGUCAAUAGAGAUUAAGGAAAGCGUUCAAGCACUCUGUUUGCAAACGUCCUCCAACGAUCCUACAACUAUCACGGCGGAGCAACUUAGACGAUUCCCACAUCUCAAGUUUCUUUGGUUAAGUAACGUAGUUUGGGAAGGUAGCUUCAUGGGCUAUCUUGCCAAGUUGAAAGAGAUCAUUAGGGUCGAUAUAGGUUAUUCACCAUCCAAUUUGGCUCUGGAAAACGUGGUUCUGGUGAAUAUUCAUUUCUCUAACCUCGACGAAGAUGAGAUCAAUUACCUAAUCAAGGGGGCAACAAAAUUGAAGGUUCUCAAUCUUCAACAUAAUUACUCCAUACGUGGGACACCAACCUUUGACAAAUACUUAGUUUUAGAGAAGUUGACUAUUUGUCAUUGUCCAUCUUUGAAGAAAAUUGACUGCUCUAUUGGGAAUUUGAGGUGGUUGACUGACUUGAGUAUCGAGUCAUGUUUGAAACUUGAAAAAUUACCUGAACAAAUUGGAGAGCUACAGAAUCUUCGACACUUCUCUCUUAGUAAAUGUGAUAACUUGAGUGAGCUCCCCGACUCAAUUUCAAAAUUAGAGUUAUUGACGAAGCUGGAUAUAUCAUGCAAGCGAUUUACAAGAUUACCAAAUUCCAUUGGUAGAUUACAGAGCCUGUCAUCUUCCAAUGUAUCAUAUACACCAAUUGUGGAAAUGCCCAGUACAAUGAGCAAAAUGCUUCACCUCCAAACACUGAACUUGGAGCAUGGUCAUAGUAUAAAAGAGUGGCCCGAGUUUCCUAGAAGUUUUACCACUCUACGGCUGAUAUCUAAAGCGUUGCUGACUGUCCCUAACCUCUCAAACCUUACUAAUCUAGUUGAAUUGUUUCUAUCUGAUGACAGUGCCAAUUGGUUGCACAAUUCAAAUGUACUUCAAAUUGGUGACUUAAGGUGGAUUAGGAGGUUAUCUAAACUAAACAAGCUGCACUUUUGCUUAUUUAAUAUCCGUGCACCGACUACAGAGUUGGGUUCCCUUUCUCUGAUGAAAGAUCUUACUCUAUUUGGACUGGAUUUCCGAACCCUCAAACAACUACCAUCAAACUUGAUAGUUUUAAAGCUUUACCACGCUCAAGUGAAACAUGUACAUUUCGGCGGGCCUCCUCCACUGGAAAAGUUGAGAGAAAACGAGGUGUACAAGCAACUUGAUGUUCCAUUUCUCGAUAUCUCAUAUGCCCCGAGCAGGAGUUUUCUGCCGAAGGACUUGAGGUAUAAUGAGGUACGACCUCCGGAGUUGAUUGAAUCUUGGAGGGGAAAGUUCCCUUUCCUAAGCUCCCUGAAGAUGCUUCGAGAAUUCCAUAUGGGGAGGUGCCGGAAGGUAGAAGUUAUCGAUUUUAUUUCUCCGUUGGAAUCAUUGGAAGUAUUUACUGUUGAAGGCUGCGGUUCAUUACGAAGGAUAAAAGGUUUGUCAAACUUGAAGAAUUUGAAGAGGUUACAUAUCGACUCCUGUUGGAGGCUGCUGAGUAUGGAGGGCAUUCACGAAUUAGAGUUUUUGCGGCUGUUGAGAGUUCAUGGGAAUAUAUACUCUAAAGAAAUUUUUGAUGCAUCGAGCUCAAAAAUACCGAAUGAAUGCCAGAUCGACAUAACAUCUGAUGAUAUUUUCAGCCGCAGAUGUGGUACUUAUCACGGCAAUUGGGAGUCUUUUAGAGAGAAGAUUCGGAAUGAUAAAGAGGAAAUCCGGCUACGAAACCAGCGAUUCUGA